ACAUGGUCACUUUUGAUCAUCGGAAGUUUGUAUUUCCAAUGAGCAUUCGAACGCAACAUAAUUCUUGCGCCUUGCUUCGCAGUGAGCGCCCCCUAUCUCUCGACACUGGUCUUCCCCAUGGAGGAGAGGAGGAGGCUAGAGAGGAAGAUGCUGUCAUCCUCUCGUUAAGUGAACGACCGUGAUCAUGGGCUCGUUUUGAAACCUUCUUGCACGGCUAACCCAGUUAUCUUUGCGCUCUGUUUGAGUCGUUCAGGACGGCGAUGAUGAUGGCGUCCCGAUGCACAGAGCAAGCCGUGCAGGAGUUCCUGUCGGAGAGAGGAGGGAGGGUCCAACAGAUGGAGCUGAUCGAUCAUUUCCUAUCGCUGAACGACCAGUCGAAGGAAGGUGUGGAUCGUGAGGUGUUGAAAAACAUCGUUGACAGCGUGGGUUUCGUGAAGGUGGAAAACGGCGUGAAAUUUGUGUGUUUGAAUAGUGAAGGCAGUGAGGAGUCGGUGAUGCGUACGGACGCAGUCAGCCACGAUGGUGCGGAGUGCAAUGGCAACAUCCAAGAGACGCUGGACAACAACUGUGUCAACGGCAAUCAUAAGGGGGGCGAAGCAGGGGUCAGUUCUCCACUGGAUAAUGACAAACAGUCUAAUGGCAAUAAGCAACCUUCAACGCCAUCCCAGAGCAAGACUAGCACAGGGAUUCCUACACCAGGUGUAGGGGGAGAGGUGAAGCUGAGAGACAGAAGGAGGCGAGAGUCAGCCCCAGUUCUUGGCAUGCCAGACCUAGACCAGGCCCACCCUGGAGGGUCUCAUAACCAGCAGAUAAGAGGGGCACGCAGGGUGUCCAGGGGGUCACAACGGGCCAUGCUGACCAGCUGCCUGUCUGAAGACAGUGCACUGGAAGGACUAGAGCCUAUAGGAGACAUCCAAACACCCAAAGGAAGCCGCAGGAACUUUAUAGAGCUGAUGAUGAGUAGCUCUCCUCAGGUACGGAGGUCUCUGCUCAACCGUGGCUCACGCCUCCGAGACUCAGUUAAGAGCGAAGGCGACUCAGCAUCACUCCUCUCCUCCACCACUGACGAGGACUGUGCCUCAGUAACCCUGGACCCUCUAGAGCACGAGUGGAUGCUGUGCACCUCAGACGGCCUGUGGGACAGCCUGCAGCCCCUGCUCGCUGUCGAACCCAGCCUGGUGACCAAGAGAGACUUUGUGACCGGCUUUACCUGCCUCCACUGGGCAGCUAAGCAGGGCAAAGCCGAGCUGCUGUCUCAGCUGCUGGCCUUUGCCAAAGAGAACACGAUACCUGUGAAUGUGAAUGUGAGAUCAAGUGCUGGCUACACACCGCUACACCUGGCUGCCAUGCAUGGACACACCCAGGUGGUUCGUGUGUUGCUGUCAGACUGGGAUGCAGACCCAGAAGCUCGAGAUUACAGUGGGAGGCGAGCCAUCCAGUAUCUACCCCCACCUCUGGCCGCUGACCUGCUGCAAGAAGGAGUGGUCACCUCGCCGGGAGCUGAAUCGGACAGCGAGAAUAAUAACAGCAGCGGCGGUGGAGGCCGGGGCUGGAGAUUUACCAAAGUCCUCCAGGGGAAUCUGAACCCACUCCGCUUGCUGAAUUCACCAACAGAGGCAGCAGAAGAAGGAACAGGGAACGGGAAGAGUAAAGGUGGGAUGCAGAGGAAGACGUCCUUGAGCCGACUGAAUGCCCGGCUGCACCGAGGACGACACAGAGCCCAGAUCAUCCACAGCGCCUCCUUCAGGGACACAGGAGAGGUGGGAAGAGGAGAGGAGCCACACAGUAGUCCUCUUCGAACGAGACCGCUGUCCAACCUGUUUGGAUAAAUCUACAAAACUCUAAACCAGCAAUAUAGAGCUGUAAACCAGUUCCACGUGUUUUGAUUUGUAGCAUAGAUACCUUUUUAUUAUCUGACAGGUCAGAUAUUUUAGUUACGAAACAUAAUUAGUGCAGAUCCUAACAUAUUUUACAAGAAUAACCACAAAUUUAUGUUUUCUAAAAAUCUAGUUUAUUUUUGUUCCUGUUGCAGUUAUUGUUGGUCACUGAGGGAACGGUAUAACCACUUGGAAUUUUAUUUGCCUUGGCUGACUGAAUUAUUUCAAACUUGAUUUUUUUUUUUUUUCUCCUCUAUUGAAUUUGGACAGCAAGCAUCACACUAGGGGGUCUUAGUUUAAUAUGUUGCGUUGCAAUUAUCAUACAAAAGCAGCAAGCAGUAUUGUAAUGAGUUUUCACUUUGAAGCACUUUGGUUUGUUUCCUCAUCAUUUCUGUUUGCAGAGUAAUAUAUUUACACACUUUUGGUCUGUAAUUAGACGGUGCUGAAUUUUUUGGAACAUUCCUGUAACGUGAACAAAUAUUUUAUUUUUUAAAGUUGCAGAUUUUAAUAUUCAGACAGUUGUAACCACAGAGUUUUUUUAUAUCAAUCAACAGUGUACAGUCACCAUGUUUGCACUUGUCACUUUUAGAAAUGGUAGGAGGAGAAUUCAUUUCGGUCCCAGAUCAUACAUGUAUUUUAAAAUGAUAGGCUUAACAUCAAAAGGGGAUCAGGUUGCUGCCAAUGUAGAUGCACAGUCAACCGAAUAUCUUAAAGUACAAAAGGGGGGGCUUGGUGAGUUAUUUCUCUACCAUUCAUUUUGUUUAUUUAAAGGUGGAACCAAAAAGAAAGCAAGAGGAUUGGGUAAGAGUUAGGUUCACUAAUGGGAACAAAUCAUUUUCAAUUAGUUAUAUAAAAACACAGAUUAGUUACACACCGUUGAACAAUGUGGAAGCACAGGGACCACAAACUUUAUAUCCAUUUUUCUACUAACGAUGAUGUACCUCAAUUUUCUGAAAGUGGUUAACUUGUUUUCUGCUUUCUAUGUGUGCGUGCAAAUGUUCUGAGGCUAAUAUUGAGACAUUGGUCUCGGAAUGUCAAUUGUGGCGUUUUACUGACAUUUAAUUUCUAUAAUGUGACACAGAUCCACCGUUUCGUGCAGAAUUUGUGCAGGGAAAUGCAUACACGAGGUUAUAGUUCAACCACAGCCACGGAGAUCUGGGAGAAACAACUGCAUCAUAUGAAAGCGAGACAGGGUCAGUAUUGUCCCAGUAUAUUAGUCUGGCCUUGUAUGUACACUGUCAUGUCAUCAUUAAUCACCAGCUCCCUUUUCUGUAAGGACUCUAGACCAGAUAUUUAGUGAUUUCUCAAAUGGUUUCCCAAAUAUGUGAACCUUACUUCCUCCUAGAUUUCAUGAAUGUUUCUUUAGUAUUUUGUAGCAUUCGUACAUUUAUUAUAGGGCUCUGUGUCAUUGUAUGUUUGACACUUUUGAUGUAGAAAUUUUGCCAUUUUCUCAACCGCAUGAGUAGAGGAAAUGGAAAUGCUGCACACUGUUAAUUUUUAUGUCUGUAAAAAGAAAACGUGUCUUCAUUGUAAAAUGCUGUGAAGUGAUUAUGUGGUGUGAAAUCACUGUUUAUGAGCCACUUUCAUCUUUGUAUUAAUGUCUUAUCCAUAAAUGUGAAAUAAAGCUGGUUUUAUUUGCAUUAAA
Molecule: messenger RNA, 3522 nt
Organism: Archocentrus centrarchus (flier cichlid)
Lineage: Eukaryota; Metazoa; Chordata; Actinopteri; Cichliformes; Cichlidae
Gene: sowahca
Product: sosondowah ankyrin repeat domain family Ca
Exons: 4
Coding region: 261-1829 (522 amino acids)
Molecular function (GO): protein binding
Source: RefSeq, a predicted model, not a curated record